Strongylocentrotus purpuratus (purple sea urchin) is the source of this 2151-nucleotide messenger RNA. RefSeq names its product beta-2-syntrophin-like. The transcript has 5 exons. Gene Ontology annotation, molecular function: structural molecule activity. The record is from RefSeq and is a predicted model, not a curated record. The annotation marks the transcript as partial. Lineage: Eukaryota; Metazoa; Echinodermata; Echinoidea; Camarodonta; Strongylocentrotidae. Gene Ontology annotation, cellular component: intracellular anatomical structure; dystrophin-associated glycoprotein complex.
AACGAUUUAUAUUUUCUUGUCAUUGCAGUGAAAUAUCUGAGGGAAGUGACGCCAUACUUCAGACGGAGCACCAUCAUAGGUGAGGUGGGCUGGGACACACCGUCGCCUUACAUCAUCAAAGAACCCGGUGCAAACGCUCAGGUUACCCGCAACCAUUGGACUGAAAUGAAAGUCAUACCUCUCAAACUGUGCUACGUGACACGAAACCUCACAAUAAACGACACCGACCAGAGAACUGUGGAGCUCCACUCGCCCGACGGGAGGAGCUCGUGUAUAGUGCGGUGUACGGAUGUGACGUCAGCGAACGAGUGGUUCAGUGCAUUACACGCGAACGUGUCGUUAUUAGCGAUUCAGGCGGUGUGCGAAGCGAACGAUAUUCUCAGGUCGACGCCAGGAAGCAGAGAGGUCAAGCACAUGGGCUGGUUGUGUGAACAGUGUCAUACAGAAGCAGACCUCUCGGCGUGGAAACCAGUGUUUGUAGCAAUCACAGAUAAGGAUUAUCUGAUGUACGACAGUGUGCCCUUCACAAGAGAAGAAUGGGGUAAACCUUUCCAAAGCAACUCACUUCUUGCCACUAGAUUAAUAUACUCAGGUAGUCCUAAAGGAACUCUCUCACUCACCCGAUCGACUGGUGAGCUCACGUUCGGCACCAGGACGGGGACACGCAGCGGCAUCGAAGCCCAUCUCUUCAGGGUCGAGACAAGGAGAGACCUAGCAGCAUGGACCAGGCAGCUGGUACAAGGCUCACAUAACACCGCCCUCAUUGUCAAAGAAGUCACAUGUCCUGCAGCAUGGAAUGGAAGGGAAACCAGGUUACGCAUCCACUUUGAGAACGGUUUCACUCUGAGUGUCCCUACAGCCGACGGUCAGGUUGACCACACCAAUCAACUCAAUAUGCUCUGGUCUUACCCGUUUGAGAAGCUCAGGUACUCUUCAGACGACUCCAAGAGGUUGCUCUGGCUGGACUUCGGAGCAGGAGAAGGAGAAUUUGAGUUGGAUCUCCACGGUUGUCCCAAGCCUAUUGUCUUCAUCAUCCAUACCUUUCUCAGCGCAAAGGUCACGAGGAUGGGUCUCUUUGCCUGAUAGCGACUCCACCCUGACUGACCUUUGCAGUUGGUUGCCAUGGUAACGAAAUGGAGCAGCGCAACUUAGCCCAGUCACAGUCCUACAGACCAGCCAACAAAACUGUCACAGUGUGCAUGGCCUGCUGGACCUGGUAAUGUAGAAGACCUGGACCUAAUAGCACCGAAGACCUGGACCUGAUGGCAUAGAAGACCUGCACCAGAUAGAUUAGAAGAACGGGGAAAGCUCAGGCAAGGUUCACAGGAGUAUCGCUGUGCUGGAGUAUAACAGAGCAGGGCUGCUACAGCUGAUUGCUACAUAGACAAACAUGAGCAUGAUGUGGCCAGCAGAGGAGAUGAGACCACAGAAAAGGAGAUGAAGUCUUGGCGAAAUAUAAAAUUGUGUGAUGGUUCAGCCCUAGAAGUGGCAUUCAAUAUUUUGCUCAUCUCUAGUCCUUCUCUUUUGGCAGACUAAAGAAGACUUGUAAUUUUGAAGAAAUUUUCCAUUAUGCUAUACAGGGAUAGAUACCAGAACAAGGACCCUAUCCUAGAUUAUAUCUAUCAUUUUCAUGGAUUUUUUUGAUUUUUUUUUGAUUUUUUUUAAAGAUGAAAACCUUGAUUCCUGUUCCAUCCAGCAGUUUAGUAAUCAGUACAACUCAGAAGCUAAACAGUAUGUCUGAUGUCGAGACUGGUACACAGGUUUGCCAAAGAUCUUGUAGUCUUUGCAAUAAGAAAGAAUCUUGACAUUUAAUAUGACUUGACAACUCACUAUAGGAUUAAGUGAAACAUUGCUUGUUGGACUCGGUACAGAUAAUGGCCUUCUAGUAGUCGUUGCUGGGGAUAUAUGGGAGGUGAUUUAUGUAUGAUACCAACUCAAUUUUGCUUCUGAGGAAGACGUAAGGAUAUGUCGAAAAUUUGUGUUGUGAAUUGAAGUAAUUAUUGGCUAAAGUGCAUUAUGUAUCUGACUGAGCCUUGAAUUAAUAUAACUAUCUCCUCAAGCCAGUACAUGAAAUCUGAAGAAUGUUAGGAGUGUUUUUUGAUAGAAGUGUAUAGGUGUCAUGGUCGAGUGGAUAUGUCACCGGACUGUGGA